CCCAAGGACGGUCGAGUUUCAAAGCAGGCGGCGGCACGGCUGAGAACAGACGAUAAACACGCGGCGUGCAUGAGACGCUUACCUCGGGAGGCCGGAGAGCAAUCGAGAUGCAAGCUUGCCGAAGGCUUCUAUUUUCGGGCCUAACUCACGGCCGUGGUCUACUCAGAAAUGCUGCUGCACGCACUGGAGGAACCGGCGUUCGCGCAAUUACGUCGGAUUUGGCCGAGAUGGACGACGAGGAGAACGUUCCCAAGCCCGUCAUUCGUGACGUGCGCAAGGUGAACGACACCACCCUGUGCGUCACAUUCUCCGAUGACACCAAGUGCCAGUUCAACAGCGUCUGGCUGCGUGACAGCUGUACGUGUUCGGCGUGCGUACACCCCGCAACGCGGCAGAAGCUGGUCAACAGCGUCAAGAUCAACCCCAACAUCCAGCCGCUGUCGUGGUCGGUCGAGGACGGAGAGAAGCUGGAGAUCUGCUGGCCCCAGCAGCCAUCGUCGCCGCCUCACUCCAGCACCUACUCCUGCGACUGGCUUUACCAGUUCGGCAAGUUGUUCGAAAACAAAGAUGGCGAGCCGACCGAGGUGUCCGACAUGUUCUACACCAACACCAAGUCGUCGACGAUCUUAUGGAACCGUGAUGAAUUCGAUGAAAAUCCUCCAGAGUUGGACUACAAGACGUUCAUGGAAGAACGCUCGGGUCUCAAGCAGAUGGUCAAGAACCUCGUCAAGUACGGCAUCUCCGUGCUCCACGACGUUCCUCCUCACGAAGACGAGCUGGAGAAAGUUGCCUCCCGUAUGGGCUACAUUCGUGAAACCGGCAUGGGACGGGUGUUUGACGCCACUUGUCAGCCGGACGCGCAUAGGGGAUCACGUUUCCAUCAGCACACAGAGCUUCCCGACAGGGAGAGCGCUCCGGGCGUCAAGCUGCUGCUGUGCCUUUCGUCGGACGUUCCCAAGCAGACGCUCAGUGGGACGCCUAGCAAAGGGAAGACCUUCUUCGUCGACGGCUUCUACAUCGCCCAGUGGAUGAAGUACAACCACCCAGAGUACUUCAGGUUGCUGGUGUCCACGCCGGUCACCUUUUCAUACUACGACUCGAGGAGAGGUGUGUGGCUUCGAGAUACGUUUCCCAUUAUCAGGACAAAUAAUUUUGGGAAGAUAAAGAAGAUUCACUACAGCACAUUCUCUAUGAGGCCGCCGCUGCUGUCCUCUGGCGAAGCCACGAAGUUCUACGAGGCAUACAGCACGUUCACCAAGCGCAUGGAGGAGGAAUCGUCACAGUACGCUUUCCACUUGGCGGCGGGAGACCUGGUGGCCUUUAACAACAGGCGUAUCCUCCACGGCAUGAAGGAGCAGGGUCCGGACCACAAGGACGUGAUUCUGAGGGGUUGCUACAUGGACAUGGACGAAAUUGCUUCCUUGUACGAGAAAAUGAGGAGGGACGACGACCCUUGAGUUUAACAUAAGAUCGCUGCUGGGAACUGCGCUUCAAGGCUACCCGUUCAAGGAGCGCACGAUAACACUUCUCAGCUUUUGUACAUAGCACUCUCCAAUAUGCAAGCACGCAAACGUGACGCGAGUCAUUCGUUAAUAAACUUAUGGCGUAC
Messenger RNA from Rhipicephalus sanguineus (brown dog tick), 1609 nucleotides. RefSeq names its product gamma-butyrobetaine dioxygenase. Lineage: Eukaryota; Metazoa; Arthropoda; Arachnida; Ixodida; Ixodidae. Gene Ontology annotation, molecular function: oxidoreductase activity. Bases 108 to 1457 code for a protein of 449 amino acids. The transcript is spliced from 10 exons. The record is from RefSeq and is a predicted model, not a curated record. Gene Ontology annotation, biological process: carnitine biosynthetic process. Gene Ontology annotation, cellular component: mitochondrion.